This is a messenger RNA of Hyaloscypha bicolor E, 1686 nucleotides long. RefSeq names its product glycoside hydrolase family 16 protein. Lineage: Eukaryota; Fungi; Ascomycota; Leotiomycetes; Helotiales; Hyaloscyphaceae. Gene Ontology annotation, molecular function: hydrolase activity, hydrolyzing O-glycosyl compounds; glycosyltransferase activity. Gene Ontology annotation, cellular component: fungal-type cell wall. Bases 266 to 1384 code for a protein of 372 amino acids. Gene Ontology annotation, biological process: fungal-type cell wall organization; carbohydrate metabolic process. The transcript has 2 exons. The record is from RefSeq and is a predicted model, not a curated record.
CUGAGCUGUGCGCCCAUAUUUGCUUUAUUUGUCUCGUUUCCUCCCCAACCUCUCCGUCUUGGAGGCGUCGUCGGAAAACAUCCAGUUUGAUUUCUCUGCACUGUGCACUGUGUUCUGCUCCUUCCUUUCCUAACUACACUCGCUCAACACUCGUUUUAUCCUCUCUGACUUACAACUUCCGCUUCCGCCUUUCGGCAACCUCAACUACAACUACAACUUCAACGUCAAAACACCAACAACAAACAUCUCGAAACACACAAACAAGAUGCUCUCCACUCUCGCCGCAACGGCUGUGCUCUUCUCGAGCCUCAGCUUGGUCAAUGGCCAGACAUUCACUGACUGCAACCCUACAGCGAAGACUUGCCCUGCCGACGAGGGCUACGGCAAAGGCAACACCAUCUUCACCGACUUCACAAAGGGCGCUUCCACCAAUUGGGAGAUAGCUGCUGGCACCACCCUCACCUAUGGAACCAGUGGAGCCGAGUUCAACAUCAAGGCUUCCACUGACGCCCCCACCGUCAGCAGCGACAAAUACAUCAUGUUCGGCCAAGUCGACGUCUUCCUGAAGGCCUCUCCCGGCACUGGUAUCGUCAGCUCCUUCAUCCUCGAAUCUGACGACCUCGACGAGAUCGACUGGGAGUGGCUUGGCUCCACGGACAACUCCGUCGAAUCAAACUUCUUCGGCAAGGGCAACACCACCACAUAUGACCGCGCCAUCUACCACAAUGUUGCUACUCCCAUCGAGACAUGGCACAACUACAGCAUCACCUGGACCGCCGCCUACACAAAAUGGUACAUUGACGGUACUCUGAUGCGAACCCUCAACUAUGGCGAUGCUCUGGCUCUGAAUGGAAAGAACUACCCGCAAACACCCAUGCGUAUAAAGAUGGGCAGUUGGGUUGGAUGUGCCAGCGCGGCCGCGGCCGCAGAUGCUGCCACCAAGGGAACGUGCGAGUGGGCCGGUGGACCAGCAACCUUUGGCACCACCACCUGGACUAUGCUCGUCGCCAACGUUACCAUCAAUGACUUUGGCUGUGGAGGAAAGUACACCUACACUGAUAUGACUGGUAGCUGGCAAAGCAUCAAGAGCAGCGGAACUUGCGCUGGCUCAUCCGACUCUGGCUCAUCUGUCACCUCUUCCGCGGCUACGACGUCUACAUCCGGUGCCGUCCUUGCCCAGACUGCUGCCGGGAACUCGACCACGAUGAGCACUGCCACUGCUUCUGGAAGCACCACCAAGACAACCGGCUCCUCGUCGUCGACGACCAGUGCACCUUCUCAAGUGACAACCAGCGAUGGCAACCCGACGGCCAAGUCAAAGUAUGGCGUUAUCGACGUUGCGGUCAUUGCACUGGGUCUGGGUCUCGGAUAUCUGGUCAUGUAAAUCUUCCACCUCGGAACAAUUCCAUGAUAUUGCAUGCAUAAACGGAUCGAAUACUUUUCUUUGCCACUAUUAGACUGAGCAUUUGAGCAAGGCGUCGCGAGGUGGGUAACUUGCAUUUUCGGAACAAGAAAAACUAAGAUGGAGGGUGACCUCAAUGCCUUUGGCGGGAAUACAUUGAAACAUGGAAUUGUUGCAUUACAUGGAAGAACGGAGUUUCUUGUGUAUAAUUAGGACUGACCAAUAAUUCAAUCAAAGCAAAAACAGAACCACAAUUGGCUCCUCGAUCUUUUGCGAGCCUUCUG